Eimeria mitis is the source of this 297-nucleotide messenger RNA. RefSeq lists its product as uncharacterized. Lineage: Eukaryota; Apicomplexa; Conoidasida; Eucoccidiorida; Eimeriidae. The record is from RefSeq and is a predicted model, not a curated record. The transcript has 2 exons. The coding region runs from base 1 to 297 and encodes 98 amino acids.
AUGUGCAACUCCUUACAGCCUGGUAUCGAAUCCUAUUUGCCGCACACGUCGGCUUAUUACUCACAAAGCAACUGCCAAACCUUGCUGGUGAAGCUGGAGCUACCCAAUGGCACUGCCCCAACAGGCAUCGUCCACCUUACUCGUCACCGCCCGUCGAGCGAGCUCUUACAGUGGGAGCCACUGCAAGAGUUCCAGAGGGUUCUUAUUGCUCAUUUAGGCGUUCGCCCGGGAGAUGCAGUGCAUGCGUCCCUAGCAAAAGACAGAUGGCCAAACAAGGACACGGCGGACCACCCGUAG